Molecule: messenger RNA, 733 nt
Organism: Colletotrichum navitas
Lineage: Eukaryota; Fungi; Ascomycota; Sordariomycetes; Glomerellales; Glomerellaceae
Exons: 1
Coding region: 212-637 (141 amino acids)
Source: RefSeq, a predicted model, not a curated record
GGGGGAGAAGGAAAAGAGGGGGGAAAGAAGAAAGAAAGAAAGAAAGAAAACAAAAAGUGCAGGGAAUUGAAUGGUUCGAUACUACGACUCAACAACACGCGCCGUUGCCUUCCCGUUUUCCUCUCGGCCGGUCCGGUCCGUCGAUUUAUAGACCCGGCGCCGAUCUCCACCUUUACCGACGGAACGGGUCCGGCACGCGACAUCCGUAUACAUGGGAGCAGCAGCCAAAACGACACGGGUCUUCCCAGCUCUCGUGCAGCAGAUGAUACUCCCGAGGGUUCUCAAAAAUACCUUCCCUCUCGCCCACGCACGGCCCGCCCAGCAGGCCGACAAACUCCCCCAUGCGCGCGCCCUCAGGAAUGCGCUCCACUCGGCGCCGCCAGCCCUAAGACCCACGCCACAGGCCCAAAUCCACAUCCACGCGCAGAACCGUCGCAUCCAUUCGUUCCCUCGCCCGGAAGGCGAGUCGGUUGCCCCACACCCUCCGGAACAUGGCGCACGGCCUCACCCGGCCGACGCUUCUUGUUCCUACGAAGCGGGACCGUGCCUUGCCCAAUAUUUCACUCUCGUCGCCCAAACCAGAGCUGGCACGAGCGCAGUGCCUCCGCCUUUUGUCGAUGACAUAGCAGGAAUAUAGAAGCACCCGUUCACGAAAAAAAAAAAAAAACAUUGGAGUUAUGUCUUUGUGGCAAAGCUUGUGGGUGCGAGACGUUGAUGUUGCAGACUUGACUGG